Molecule: messenger RNA, 1242 nt
Organism: Monoraphidium neglectum
Lineage: Eukaryota; Viridiplantae; Chlorophyta; Chlorophyceae; Sphaeropleales; Selenastraceae
Product: Zinc finger CCCH domain-containing protein 35
Exons: 6
Coding region: 1-1242 (413 amino acids)
Source: RefSeq, a predicted model, not a curated record
AUGUGCUAUCUGGGGUUUCCAGCCAACGACCCGGCGCCCCCGGAGCGCGCCGCAGAGGCCCCGAAGGAGCGGCCCCCGGCGCCCUUUGCUGAUGAGUUCAUGAUGUACUGUUUCAAGGUCGUGGAGUGCGACAACCCCGAGCACACGCGCGAUGACUGGGACAAGUGCCCAUUUGCGCACAGCGCCGGCGGCGAGGUGCAGCAGCAGCAGCAGCAGCAGCAGCAGCAGCAGCAGCAGCAGCAGCAGCAGCAGCAGCAGCAGCAGCAGCAAGGCAGCAGCAGCCCUUGGCAGAGCGAAAGCCUGAGCCACCGCGCAGUGGCCUGCCCCUACGCCCACAAUGUCUUCGAGCACUGGCUGCACCCCAGCCGCUUCAAGACCGAGAUCUGCCAGCACGGCUCCAGCUGCAUGAGGCCGAUGUGCUUCUUCGCGCACCACCCCCAUGAGGUCAGGAGCCCCUCUCCCUCCGCCGACGAGGUCAUGGCCGCCGCAGAGGCCGCCGGCCUGCUCGGCCGCCCCAGCGGCGGCCACGGCUGCGGCGCGGCGCGCUGCUCCGGCGGCUGCUACAACGGCGGCGCGUGUGGACGGCGCGCGAGCUACGACGCCGGUGCUAUUGGAUACCCGGCCGCCGCCAGCUGGGCGGCGCCGCUCGACCUGGGGGCCGCGACGCUGCAGCCGCAGGUGUGCGCCGUGCCGCCGCAGCCGCAGCUGUACAGCGCCCAGCUCGACGCAGAGCUCGCGUUUGCCGCGCAGUGCCUGCGUGCGCAGCAGCAGAUGCAGGCCGCCGUGCAGCUGCAGCAGGCCCAGAGCGCCGCCGCGGCGGCCGCCGCAGCCGCCGCGGCCGCAGCCGCCGCAGCGGCGCCCGCCUGGUCGGGCUGCGACUGGUCCCUGCUGUCGAGCGGCAGCUGCUCCCCGAAGCUGCUGUCCACCUCUGGCGACUCGUCGCCCUCAGGGCUCGUCACCCCGUCCUUCAACACGACCUCGUCGCCGCCGAUGCCCUCGCCCCACGCCGCGGCGCCGCUGGGCGGCGGCGCGCAGUUCGACCUCUGGUCGGCGCCGGCGCCGCAGGCGGCGCUGCUGCCGCCGGUGCGCGCCGCCGGGCUGGGCUCCGGCGGCUCGAAUUUCAUAUCUGAUGAGGCGCUGUACCUGCUCGCCGGCCUGAGCGCGACCAACUCAGGCGCCACCACGGACCUGCUGCGCGUGCUGCAGGCUGAGCAGGCCGGCGCCGCCGCCCGUUUCUGUUAA